AUGCCUUACAACUGCUGCCUGCCCAGCAUCAGCUGCCGUACCAGCUGUGCUUCUCGGCCCUGCCUGCCUCCCAGCUGCCACAGCUGCACCCUCCCUGGGGCCUGCAACAUCCCUGCCAAUGUGGGCACCUGUGGCUGGUUCUGUGAAGGCUCCUUCAAUGGCAAGGAGAAGGAGACUAUGCAGUUCCUGAACGACCGCCUGGCCAACUACCUGGAGAAGGUGCGGCAGCUGGAGAGGGAGAACGCCGAGCUGGAGAGUAGGAUCCGAGAGUGGUGCCAACAGCAGGUCCCCUACGUGUGUCCAGACUACCAGUCUUACUUCAGGAUCAUUGAGGAGCUCCAGCAAAAAAUCCUGUGUACCAAGGCAGAGAAUACUAGACUGGUGGUGCAGAUUGACAAUGCCAAGCUGGCUGCUGAUGAUUUCAGAACCAAGUACCAGACGGAACUGUCCUUGCGUCAGCUGGUGGAGGCUGACAUCAAUGGCCUGCGCAGGAUCCUGGAUGGGCUGACCCUCUGCAAGUCUGACCUAGAGGCUAAGGUGGAAUCCCUGAAGGAGGAGCUGCUCUGUCUCAAACAGAACCAUGAGCAGGAAGUCAACACCCUGCGAUGCCAGAUUGGAGAGAGACUUAACGUGGAGGUGGACGCUGCCCCAACUGUGGACCUGAACAGGAUACUGAAUGAGACCCGGUGUCAGUAUGAAGCUGUGGUGGAGAACAACCGCAGAGAUGUGGAGGAAUGGUUCACCACUCAGACAGAGGAACUGAACAAGCAGGUGGUGUCCAGCUCUGAACAGCUGCAGAACUGCCAGGCUGAGAUCAUCGAGCUGAGGCGCACUGUCAACGCCCUGGAGAUUGAACUGCAGGCCCAGCACAACCUGAGGAAUUCUCUUGAAAACACCCUCACAGAAACCGAGGCUCGUUACAGCUCCCAGCUGUCCCAGGUACAGUGUAUGAUUGGCAACGUGGAGUCCCAGCUGGCUGAGAUCCGUGGUGACCUGGAGAGGCAGAACCAAGAAUACCAGGUGCUCCUGGAUGUCAGAGCGCGGCUGGAAUGUGAGAUCUCCACAUACCGUGGCCUGCUGGAGAGUGAAGACUGCAAACUUCCCUGCAAUCCCUGUGCUACUACCAACGCCUGUGGCAAGCCCAUUGGCCCCUGCCUGAUCAGCAAUCCUUGUGCCCCCUGCACACCUUGUGUCCCUCGAUCUCGCUGUGGUCCUUGUAAUUCAUUUGUGCGCUAA
Messenger RNA from Trichosurus vulpecula (common brushtail), 1236 nucleotides. RefSeq names its product keratin, type I cuticular Ha1-like. Gene Ontology annotation, molecular function: structural molecule activity. Lineage: Eukaryota; Metazoa; Chordata; Mammalia; Diprotodontia; Phalangeridae. The transcript has 7 exons. The record is from RefSeq and is a predicted model, not a curated record. Bases 1 to 1236 code for a protein of 411 amino acids.